Molecule: messenger RNA, 1575 nt
Organism: Akanthomyces muscarius
Lineage: Eukaryota; Fungi; Ascomycota; Sordariomycetes; Hypocreales; Cordycipitaceae
Exons: 2
Coding region: 1-1575 (524 amino acids)
Source: RefSeq, a predicted model, not a curated record
AUGUCGCCGUCCAUCAAGAGCACCGAUCGGUCGCGCGGCGCCGCGUCUGCCGACGACGAUGACAUCAACACGCUCCCGCCCGACGAGCACACCCGCCUGUUGCCAAACCGUGUCGACUCGAGCCGCGGUAUGCUCACGCCCGACGACCCCGCCGUGACGCCCUACAACCUCUGGAGCAUCCGCCUGCUGCGCUGGGUCACCGUCAUCUUCACGCUCGUCACCUUUUUCUGGUGGGUGAUUGUGCUCGUGUCCACGUUUGCGACGCUGCCCGGCUUCCACGUCCGCGGCGGCGGCUUCUACGCGUAUGGCUUCACCAGCUUGGCUCUUGCUAACAUGCUCUUCACGCUUCUCUUCUUCGAGAUCCCGGCGCAAGCAGUCAGAAUCCUGUCUCUUGUCAUGGCAUUUGUGCUCAUGGUCGACAUGAUUAUCCUGGUGGCUGUGCAAAAGACAAGGUACGAGGAAGGCAUGGUGGGCAUCGUGAGUGUCACCUGGGCGCUCCUCUUGAGUCUCUGGACGAUUUUAGUCGACAGGACGGUGAAAUGGGGCAAGGCUGAAGAGGAGGAGCGUCUGACGGGCCGCGCCGAGACGCGCCGCACCCUCAGUCAGUGGCUCGCCGUGCUCCUCUCCAGCGUCGGCUACACCAUUAUGGUGAUUGCCUCUGUCCUCAUGGCGCUCACUAUUGUUAUCCGCGCUCUGGAUGCCAAGUUUGCGCAGCCCGGAACGCUGCAUUGGGUCGACGGCGGCAAGUAUCGCAUUCAUGUCUACUGCCAGGGCAAUGUCACGGCCUUUGACGGCUCCAAGCACACAACGGUUUUAUUCGAAGGCGGCGAGCGACCUGUGGAGGAUGGCCUUUGGCAGUUUGCAAACGAGGCCCUCGACAGCGGUUCCAUUGGCCGCUACUGCUUCGCGGAUCGUCCUGGCGUCGCUUGGUCUGACACGGCGCCGUCGCCUCUUUCUGCUGGGUUCGCCGUCGACGCACUCAGCGAGGCUCUCGCCGCGGCCGGUGAGCGCGGUCCUUGGGUUCUCGCCAGCGCUGGCAUUGGGUCGCUGUACUCUCGCGUCUUCUCCGCCCGCCACGGCCGCGACGUCCACGGCAUCCUCCUCAUCGACCCUUUGCACGAGGACCUGCUCGCGCCCCUAGCCUCGUCCUCGCGCGGCUUUCUGCUGUGGCUCCGAGGCAUCCUGUCGCCCCUCGGUCUGGACCAGCUCCCCGGCGCCCUCUUCCAGGGCCGGACGAGCCAGGACCGCGUGUACGGGCGGUCGGUGCAGCAGACGAGCAAGAACAUCUUUGCGCGGCUGCAGGAGAGCCUGGUACUUAACUCGUUCACCAAGCGUGACGUCGGCAGCAGCAGGCAGAUCCAGGACCGCAGCGUGCCGCUGGCCGUCAUCAGCUCGGGCCAGCACAUCAAGAAGGACCACGGGUGGGAGUCCAAGCAGCGCGACCUGACCAAGCUAACGGACAAGCUACUCAAGUGGGAUAUUCUGGACGAGGCUCCGCCGCACGUUUGGAAGACGGAAGCUGGACGCGAUAAGAUGGAGGCGCGCCUGAGGCAGCUGUUGAGAGGCAAGGCGUAG